AUGCAGGCCCUGCCCGAUGUGAACGUCACGAUCAUUGCUGAUCGCUUUGGAGCUGAAACUACCAGCGAUGGCGCUGCUGGCUUGUGGGAGGACCUGUAUUUCUCUGAGCAUGCAUCUGGAGCUGGAGUCACCACGGUGGCCGCCUAUCAACUAUGGUCAGAGCCACAUGAAGAUCCUGCUUGGAAGGAGCUGCAACACUUCAGCCUGGUUGUGAAUUGCACGGGCAUUGGAGCAGCACGAUUAUUUGGGGACACAGAAAUGUACCCUGUCCGGGGCCAUGUGAUUCGAGUGCGAGCGCCCUGGAUAAAAUCCAACUAUUUCUUGGACGAGUGCAACUACAUCAUCCCACAGACCAACACUGUGGUACUUGGCGGCACUGCACAGCGAGGAGAUGCAGACUGCGCUCCCAGAGAGGAGGACCGGCAGCACAUCUGGCAGGGCUGCCUGCGCAUAAUGCCCAGCCUGGCACAGGCCAAGCCGGAGAUGGAGUGGGUGGGGCUUCGACCAGGCCGCAAGAGUGUGCGCCUGGAGUUUGAGGAGAUUGAUUUGGAGGGAGGAGAAAAGUUGAGAGUUGCCAUGGGGGAGGAGGAGUGA
Molecule: messenger RNA, 594 nt
Organism: Coccomyxa subellipsoidea C-169
Lineage: Eukaryota; Viridiplantae; Chlorophyta; Trebouxiophyceae; Coccomyxaceae
Product: FAD-linked reductase, C-terminal domain-containing protein
Exons: 7
Coding region: 1-594 (197 amino acids)
Molecular function (GO): D-amino-acid oxidase activity; FAD binding
Source: RefSeq, a predicted model, not a curated record